Messenger RNA from Rhododendron vialii, 2355 nucleotides. RefSeq lists its product as uncharacterized. Gene Ontology annotation, molecular function: protein binding. The coding region runs from base 584 to 1882 and encodes 432 amino acids. NCBI's taxonomy places the organism in Eukaryota, Viridiplantae, Streptophyta, Magnoliopsida, Ericales, Ericaceae. The record is from RefSeq and is a predicted model, not a curated record. The transcript has 9 exons.
CUUUUAUCGUGCGGCGUGCGCGGACGACAUCUCCUAAUUCAUUUCUUUUUCCUCUACCUCUCCUCCUGCUCCUCCUUCUAGCAUUGAUUUUUUUCCUCCCGUAUUGCUGUGAUUCCAUUACAGGGGUGAUCUCGUGUUUAUUUUAUUCAUAUACUCCGUACUUAACUUGCUUAUGUUCGAUACAAACGAGUUAAAAGAUUCUCCUAAUAAUUUCCUUUUUAUUAGGUUUCGGUAAAUUCCGCAGAAACUGGGGUUGAGCUGCUUGUGUCGACUAGAGCUGCUAUUGCUACUGUUUUACUACUACUGCUGCUGCUGCUGCUACUGCUCUUCAGUAGAGUUUUACUAGGAUGAUCCCUUGAUUAUCUGUGUAAUCUGGCUUCAAUUUCUGUCGUUAACGUUUUCAAUAGCGUCAUUUUUAGUACUUUUUCAUUUGGGACACUUAACGAAGCUCGAGAUCGUGGUAUCUGGAGAUGCUGAUAUGUUUCUGAAUGCAAAUUUUGUCAGAGUGUUUAAUCUAGAUAUGUGGCUGGGGUUGUUUUAGAGAGAGAGAGAGAGAGAGAGAGAGAGAGAGAGAGAGAGAGAGAUGGAAGGGGGAAGGAAGGUAUCGGCAAGCCCACGGGGACCAUGGAGUGGGGUGAGGAGGAGGAGGGUGUUGGCGAAUAAAAGGCCCCGAACAGACGGAUUUGUCAACAGUGUGAAGAAGCUGCAGAGGAGAGAGAUCUCUUCAAAGAGGGACCGCUCCUUUUCAAUGACCAAUGCCCAGGAAAGGUUCCGCAACAUGCGCUUGACGGAGGAAUAUGAUACUCAUGAUCCUAAGGGCCAUUGCUCGCUGGUACUGCCUUUCUUGAUGAAGAGGACAAAAGUUAUUGAGUUAGUUGCUGCACAUGAUAUUGUCUUUGCCCUUGCACAUUCUGGUGUUUGUGCAGCUUUUAGUAGAGAGUCAAACAAGAGGAUAUGUUUUUUGAAUGUUAGCCCUGACGAAGUCAUUCGAAGCUUGUUUUACAAUAAGAAUAAUGAUUCACUCAUCACAGUUUCAGUUUAUGCCUCAGAUAAUUUCAGCUCUUUGAAAUGUAGAUCCACGAGGAUUGAGUAUAUACAAAGGGGGAAACCGGAUGCCGGGUUUCCUCUUUUUGUUUCCGAAUAUUUGAAAUGGCCUGGUUUUGUUGAAUUUGAUGAUGUUAAUGGGAAGGUUCUUACUUACUCAGCACAAGAGAGCAUAUACAAGGUGUUUGACUUAAAAAACUAUACGUUGCUGUACUCUAUAUCGGAUAAACAUGUACAAGAAAUCAAAAUCAGUCCUGGCAUUAUGUUGUUGAUUUUCAAUAGAGCUCAAAGCCAUGUUCCUUUGAUGAUACUAUCAAUAGAAGAUGGCACAGUUCUCAAAGACUUCAAUCACUUACUUCAUCGUAAUAAGAAGGUGGACUUCAUAGAACAAUUCAAUGAAAAGCUUCUUGUUAAGCAAGAGAAUGAGAAUCUCCAGAUUCUUGAUGUGCGCAAUGCUGAACUUAAAGAAGUAAGCAGAACAGAGUUCAUGACUCCAUCUGCAUUUAUCUGUCUCUAUGAGAACCAGUUGUUCCUGACAUUCAGAAAUCGAACUGUUGCUGUUUGGAACUUCCGUGGGGAGCUUGUUACUUCAUUUGAGGAUCACCUGUUGUGGCAUCCAGAUUGCAAUACUAACAACAUCUACAUAACAAGUGACCAGGAUCUUAUUAUUUCUUACUGCAAGGCUGAUUCUGAUGAUCAUUGGAAGGAAGGAAAUGGAUGGAGUAUCUCAGAUUCUCAUAUACACGGCAAAAUGUUGAAGUGCCUAACGUGUAUUCCUUUUUACAAAAGCUGGUUCCAUAAAUAUCAGCAAUAUCUUGACCGGGAAGUGCUUGGCUAAAAUAAAUUCGAGCAAUUGCAAUAUUGAAGUUGAUGGGUGCUAUCGUAGUGAUAGCACCUCAAGGAACCAAUAUCGCUCUUACUUGAUGAGAAACAGAGUCGCAGAGGCAUUGGAAGACAUAACUGCCCUUUUCUAUGAUGAAGAACGAAAUGAGAUUUACACUGGCAAUAGGCAUGGUCUGGUUCAUGUAUGGUCUAGCUGAAGUUUGUGCUACUUUUGUGCAAGACACCGCUAUGCAACUGCUGCUAGAAUCCAGAUAGUGAUGAUUCAACUUUGACAUAUUGUACUAUUAGACAACUUGUUAGUGUUCUCCCCAAUUUCCCUUAUAGAUGUAUAUUUGGGAUUACUCAAGCUGCAUGGUUGAGACUUGAGGUGCAGUGACGAUGGUAAAUGUAUCUAACCCCUGGACAUCCUGCAGGAUUUGAAUACUUUCUCAUUAUGUACAACCCCUCUGGUAUUUUUUGGUUGAUUUC